Messenger RNA from Drosophila rhopaloa, 5717 nucleotides. RefSeq lists its product as uncharacterized. Bases 72 to 5561 code for a protein of 1829 amino acids. Gene Ontology annotation, biological process: double-strand break repair via alternative nonhomologous end joining; DNA recombination; DNA biosynthetic process. NCBI's taxonomy places the organism in Eukaryota, Metazoa, Arthropoda, Insecta, Diptera, Drosophilidae. The transcript has 13 exons. Gene Ontology annotation, molecular function: ATP binding; DNA ligase (ATP) activity; DNA binding. Gene Ontology annotation, cellular component: DNA ligase III-XRCC1 complex. The record is from RefSeq and is a predicted model, not a curated record.
CGUGAGUCAAAGGUCUGCUUGCAUUGUUCUGUGAAAUAGAAAAUGACUUUUAAUUCGUAGUGAGUGUGCGUAUGUCAUUGCCCAAGUUAUCGUGGCAGGCCAGAUUCCUAACUCGUCUCCUCAGCACAAACAUGGUUAGCAAGCGGAUGCACAAUGAGGACAACAAGUUGGACACCUUCCGUCGGAUUUGUGAUGAAAUAGCCGGCGAGCCAAGCUACCUGAAGAAAGCCGAGAACUUGCAGCGAUUCUUCGAACGUGGCAGCAGUGGCAAGGGAUUCGAGGGCGACACCCUACUCUGGGUGCAGUUCCUCAUCCCGGCGGCCAACCAGCGUGUCUAUAAUCUGCAAAACAAAGCGCUGAUAAAGCUGUUCUCGCGAAUUUUCAACGCCAGCCAGCAGCAAAUGCAUCUGGAUUUGGAGCAGGAUGGAGACGUUUCGGAAACGCUGCGCAAGCACUUUGCUGCUUCCAGGAAACUGAAGCCCCAAGCGGAAAGCAAACUCUACCUGCAGGAGGUGGAGCAGCUGCUUCUCAAGUUGGUGGAGCGCACCAAGGAGGAUGAGCAGAUCGAGUUACUGCAAGAGCUAUGCACGAAGGCCACCGACCUGGAUCUGCGCACAUUUAUCCGAUUGGUGAAGCACGACCUUCGGAUCAAUGCGCGAGCCAGACACAUUCUGGAUGCCUUUGGUUCUGAAGCCUAUCCCGCUUAUCAAUCUUCCCGCGAUUUGGUGGCAAUUGUGCAACAGUUCGCCGGCAAGGAGAACAAAAAGAACGCAAUCAGCACGGUUAAGAAGGCUAAGAAAACAAACUUGAGCGGAAUUCAGGUAAUGACUCCUAUAUCGCCUAUGCUGGCCAGUGCCUGCAAAUCCGUUGAAGAAGCCUUUAAGAAGAGCCCCGCCGGACUGUAUAGCGAAAUCAAAUACGACGGAGAGCGAGUUCAAAUCCACAAGCAGGGAGACGAUUUCAAGUUCUUCAGCCGCAAUCUGAAGCCAGUUGUGGAGCAUAAGAUAAGAGCUCUAAAAGAAUACAUACCACGAGCCUUUCCAGGAGGCGGGGAAAUGAUUCUGGACUCGGAGAUCAUACUGGUCGACACUGACACGGGAGCACUGCUGCCCUUUGGCUCAUUGGGUGCCCAUAAGAAACAAACUUUUGCCAAUGCUGCAGUGUGCCUUUUCGUCUUUGAUUGCAUUCUAUACGAUGGCGAGGAUUUAACUCAGCUGCCAUUCCGAAAGCGCCGUGAGAUCCUCGAGCAGAAUAUUAAGCCCAUUAAGUCGCACGUACAGCUUUCCGAGUCGGAAUUUCUCAAGACCAAGAAGGAACUGGCUAUGAUGACGGCCAAAGUAUUGCACGCCAAUCUAGAGGGAGUGGUGCUGAAGAGUCCAAGCAGCACCUAUCAGCCCGGCAAGCGAAACUGGUUGAAGGUCAAGAAGGAUUACCUUUUCGAAGGCAAGAUGGCUGAUACAGCGGACUUGGUUGUCCUGGGUGCAUGGUACGGAUCUGGAAAAAAGGGUGGCGUGCUCAGUAUUUUUCUCAUGGGCUGCUACGAUGCAAUGGGUCGUAUGUGGAAGACAGUGACCAAAGUGCAUUCUGGCUUGGACGAUGCCACCAACUCGGAAGUACACGAAUCCCUUAUCAAGCUAACCGAACGUGUCGAUGCUAACGAUAUUCCUAAUUGGCUUCUAUGCAGUAAGUCCUUAGUGCCAGAUGUUUUAGCAAAAGAUCCGCUAAAAAUGCCUGUGUGGGAGAUUACGGGCGCGGAGUUCACCAAGUCCGAGGCUCAUUCGGCAUCUGGCAUCUCGAUUCGGUUCCCCAGGAUUACCCGUCUGCGCAGCGAUAAGACGGCGAAAGAGGCAAAUGAUCUGGCUCAUUUGGAAGAUCUGUUUGAUGCCUCAAAGAAGAAUGUGAACGUCGAUCUGCUCUUGGCCAAUUGUGGAAAUGAAGAAGAAGCGCUGAAUGUUGAAAAGACGCCACAAAAAGAGAAAAAAUUAAGUGACAGUAGAACAAGUAGCAUUAAGAAAUUAAAAAGGUCAAAAACAGGUUCGGAUGAUGAGGCAGUUCCGCCGGUGAGCAAACGCAAGGAGCAAAAAGUGGAUCGGAGCUUGUCGCCAUCUCAAAAGGGGAUGAAGGAGUUUUUCAAGCCCAUUAAAGAGCUGAAAUCAGAAGUUAAAAAGGAAACCAAAAUGGAGGAAAAAAUGUUAAAUCCAUUAAGUUCAAAAAUCAAGUUAUUCGCAGGGUUAAUAGCUCACUUUACAACGGAAAAAGAUUUAAGCAAACUAAGGGAACAAUUUGCGCAGUAUGGAGGAACUUGUACAACGGAUACCCGAAAAGCUAAUCUGGUGUUUUAUAAUAAUAAUGGGGAAUUGGACCUGGAGAAGCUUAGACCUCUCUAUCGACGCGGCGUCCGCCAUUUAAAUGUUACCUGGCUUCAAACAUCUAUUGAGACUCAGAGUCUGCAGCCUUUUCCUCUUCAUGCCUUGAUUUUAAAAUUAACUUCUGGACGCUGGGAUCGCCAAACGAAUCGCUCCUCCAUCAUGCUGUGGGAAUUUCUGGCACUCUUUGCGAUCGGCUUGGUCCUAUUCUAUCGCUGGGCGACCGCGAACAAUGGCUUCUUCAAGGAUCGGGACAUUCCCUACGAGAAGCCGCUCUUGUAUUUUGGCAACAUGGUCGAUAUGUUUUUAAAAAGGAAAUCCAUGUUUGACAUAGUCUGCGGUCUAUACGAAAAAGGCGGCAGUAGCAAAUUUUUUGGUAUCUUUGAGCAGCGACAACCACUAUUGAUGGUACGCGACCCAGAUCUUAUUAAGCAGAUAGCCAUAAAGGACUUUGACCACUUUAUUAAUCAUCGAAACGUGUUCGCCACCAGCAGCGAUGAUGAUCCGCAUGACAUGAGCAAUCUCUUUGGAAGCUCCUUGUUCUCCAUGCGAGAUGCCCGGUGGAAGGAUAUGCGAAGCACUCUCAGCCCGGCCUUUACUGGCAGCAAGAUGCGUCAGAUGUUCCAGCUGAUGAACCAGGUGGCUAAGGAGGCCGUGGACUGUCUUAAGAAAGAGCAGUCGUCUGUUCAGGAGUCAGAUCUGGACAUGAAGGACUACUGUACACGAUUCACGAACGAUGUUAUCGCCUCGACGGCCUUUGGGUUGAAUGUUAAUUCUUUCAAGGAUCGGGAGAAUACCUUUUAUCAGAUGGGCAAAAAGUUGACAACAUUUUCUUUCCUUCAGAACCUAAAGUUCCUGUUGUUUUUCGCAUUGAAGAGUUUGAACAAGAUCGUGAAAGUUGAAAUCUUUGAUAAAAAGAGCACUCAAUAUUUCGUGCGUCUGGUGCUUGAUGCCAUGAAGUACCGACAGGAGCACAACAUCAUCCGUCCCGACAUGAUCAACAUGCUGAUGGAGGCCCGCGGUCUGCUCCAGACGGAGAAGGCCAAGACGUCAGCCGUUCGCGAGUGGAGCGAUCGCGACAUUGUCGCCCAGUGCUUUGUGUUUUUCUUUGCUGGAUUCGAGACUUCAGCUGUGCUGAUGUGCUUCACCGCACACGAAUUGAUGGAGAACCAGGAUGUGCAGCAGAAGCUGUACGAGGAGGUGCAACAAGUGGACUCGGAGUUGGAGGGCAAGGAGCUGACCUAUGAGGUCAUCAUGGGUAUGAAGUAUCUGGAUCAGGUCGUUUCAGAGGUCCUGCGAAAAUGGCCGCCAGCAAUUGCCGUUGACCGAGAGUGCAACAAGGAUAUAACUUAUGAAGCGGAUGGCCAGAAAGUGGAAAUUAAAAAGGGAGAUGUCCUCUGGCUGCCCACUUGUGGCUUCCAUCGUGACCCCAAAUAUUUUGAGAAUCCCAAGAAGUUUGAUCCGGAACGUUUCAGCGAAGAGAACAAGGAUACAAUUCAACCAUUUACAUAUUUUCCCUUUGGACUGGGUCAACGAAACUGCAUCGCUUCCCGAUUCGCUCUUCUCGAGGCAAAAGCUGUCAUCUACUAUCUUCUGAAGAACUUCCGCUUUGCUCCCGCUCCAAAAUCCUGCAUUCCACUAGAGCUUGCCAGUUCCGGUAAGUCCGACGAGCCAGUGUCAUUUUCGAAGCACAAAAUGGAGAGUGAAAUUUUAAGUUUUUAUAAGGACAAAACAGUUUUCAUAACCGGAGGCACAGGAUUUCUAGGCAAAGUGAUCAUAGAAAAGCUAUUGCGGGUAACCGAUGUGGAACGUAUAUAUUUCCUGGUUAGAACUAAGCGAGGAGAGGGAGUGAAAGAACGAUUUGAGACUUGGAAAAAGGAUCAGAUCUUUAAGGUACUGCUCGAGGACAGGCCGCAGGCAAUGGAGCAUGUUACUCCCAUUGCGGGGGACUGCAGUGAGGUGGACUUGGGCAUCAGCGAGGGGGAUCGGAGGAUCCUCACCACGGAGGUUCAGGUGAUCAUUCAUGGAGCCGCUUCAGUUAGAUUCAUGGAGCCACUGCAGGAUGCGUUGAACAUCAACACGCGGUCAGUGCGUCUGAUGGUCCAGCUGGCAAAGGAAAUGCGUCGCCUGGAGGCCUUUCUCCACAUUUCCACGGCGUUCUCCAACUGUGUGGUUACCCACACCCAAGAGCGUUUCUAUCCGGAGCACUUGACCUGUUCCUCAGACAAGGUUCUCGAGCUGAACGAAUCCCUCAGCACCGAGUUGGUCAACAAGAUGGCACCAGCCUUACUUGGUCGAUUCCCAAACACCUACACCUACACCAAGGCUCUGGGAGAGCAGGUGAUUCAGGAGGAGGCGGCUGACCUUCCAGUCGGUAUUUUCCGACCAGCCAUUAUUUUUUCCAUCUUCAAGGAGCCAUUGCCAGGUUGGGUUGAUGGAUUGCAGGGGAUAGGAGGCAUGAUUUAUGGAUCUGCGUACGGAAUUCUGCAUUUGGUACUUAUUAAUGGUAAAGCAAACGCUUCAAUAGUUCCGGCCGACUACUGCGUCAACGUGGCCAUCGCUACACCUGUUCAGAUAGCAAAGAAAGCCAGUCAAGCUAAAAAGAGCGUUCCUCCCAUUUUCACUUUCGCACCCUGCCAAUCGAAUGAAAUUACCUAUAACGAAAUUAUAGAACAAUGCUACAUAAAUGCAAUGCCCGUACCAAAUACCAAGAUGAUUUGGUACCCAUUUACCCAUAGGACCAAUUGUCCCUGGCUCUUUAGCGUUGGGAUUUACCUCUACCACAUGCUGCCCGCCCUCCUGCUCGAUACGGUCCUACGACUGAAAGGUAAAAAACCAGUCAUGAUAAAAACCUAUCACAAGGUCCACGAAGGUGUGAGACUUUUGUAUCACUUUAGCAAACAAUCCUUUACCAUGGAGACGAAUAAUACCGACCAGCUGUGGCAGUCGAUGACGCCAACGGAUAAGAAAAUCUUUCACUUCGAUAUGGUCAACCUAAGCUGGGUUGAUUAUUUCUCGGCCAGCAUGUACGGAAUGCGACUCUAUUUGUUCAAGGAUCUCCCGACGCCAGAAUCCGUGGCCAAGGGAAAGCGGAUUCUCAAUAGGUAUUACCUAUGGGACAGAACCAUUAAAUUCGUACUUUUUGUCCUAUUGGGGACCUUUAUUUGGUAUUUGUUAAAACUAGCAUUUAAUUAAGGGCUUUACUUUAAAUAGAAACGUUGAAAAAGAGAUAAAUUGUGACCUUUAAACUUUGUAGAAGAAAGUCUUCCUUUAAAAAUGAAAAGUGAAUAUAUAAAGUUGUGCUCUAAGUGAAUAUAAAAAGGAAUAAAGCUUACAUGUAAAACCAGAAAA